Cloeon dipterum is the source of this 1006-nucleotide messenger RNA. RefSeq names its product Peritrophin A (gene Peritrophin-A). Gene Ontology annotation, cellular component: extracellular region. Gene Ontology annotation, molecular function: chitin binding. The record is from RefSeq and is a predicted model, not a curated record. The coding region runs from base 115 to 786 and encodes 223 amino acids. The transcript has 5 exons. NCBI's taxonomy places the organism in Eukaryota, Metazoa, Arthropoda, Insecta, Ephemeroptera, Baetidae.
AAUAUCGAUGUUUGUAUGCUGGAAUAAAGAGGUAGAGGGCCCCAUGGGUUAUAAGGGGAAGGGAGACUCCUCGGCAGGACUUGGGCCGUAGUCUCAGUCCAUUGUUGCUCGACCAUGGCGAUCCACGUCGUGCUGGCCACGCUCCUCGCUGCCACCUCCGUUCUCGGAGCCCCCACGGCCGACUGCCCAGAGCCCUACGGCGUGCAGACCUACGCCCACCCUGAGUACUGCGACCACUUCUUCAAGUGCACCAAUGGCACCCUGACCCUCGAGCAGUGCGAAAAUGGACUCCUGUACGACGGAAAGGGCAAUGUUCACGAGCACUGCAACUACCACUGGGCCGUUGAAUGUGGCACCAGGAAGGCUGAAUUGGUUCCCAUCAACGCUCCCGGCUGCGAGUUCGCUUUCGGAAUCUACCCCAACGCUCCCUGCAGUACCACAUACAACAAGUGCGCGUUCGGUGUUCCCCAUGAAGCCCACUGCGAGGCUGGCCUCGCUUACGACGACAGGACUCACUCCUGCAACUGGCCCGAUCUGCUUCUUGAUGUUUGCAACCCCGAAGCUGUUGUUGGAUUCAAGUGCCCUGAGAAGGUCGACCCUAAAUCUGUUUCUGCCAAAUUCAACCCCUACCCCCGUUUCAACAUUGGCGAGUGCGGCCGUCUCGUGACCUGCGUCAACGGAUACCCCAGAAUUGUUUCUUGCGGAGAAGGAAAGGUGGUCAACGACGAGUCUCUCACUUGUGAUGAACCCGAGUAUUCUGCCAGAUGUGCCAACUACUUCCACUAAAAGUGUAGCGCACCAGAAGGAGGAUGAUACUCAUAGUUGAAUUUUUAUAUAUAAAAAUCAUUACACGCCAAGAGUUUUUGCUAAAAUAAAUGUCUAUAUUCUCCCAGAAAAAAAAGAAUGACACGUGACAUCGAGUGCAAUUUUAGAGAAGCAAAAACAAGUACAAUACCAUGAACUGUCAACAAGAUAUAAAAUACAAGAUUGUAACAACACCAUCAAA